Molecule: messenger RNA, 1315 nt
Organism: Drosophila kikkawai
Lineage: Eukaryota; Metazoa; Arthropoda; Insecta; Diptera; Drosophilidae
Gene: Nthl1
Product: Nth-like DNA glycosylase 1
Biological process (GO): base-excision repair; base-excision repair, AP site formation; nucleotide-excision repair
Cellular component (GO): nucleus
Molecular function (GO): 4 iron, 4 sulfur cluster binding; DNA binding; DNA-(apurinic or apyrimidinic site) endonuclease activity
Source: RefSeq, a predicted model, not a curated record
GCAAUCGAUUGUUCAAAUGUUUGUAAACAAAAUUCUUGAUGCGCACAAAAAUUGUUAAUGUUUCAAUAAAUCAGUUAAAAUGGCCAAAAAUGUCAAGAAAUUAAGCUUGGCCAACAAAUUGGCUAAAAAGGGAGAUGUCAUUAAGCCCACAGAAAUAAUUGGUAGACACAACCGAGCUGAUAAUGUGCGGGAUAUUGAAGAUCUGGUGGGGACUUCGGGGUCAAGUAAUUCGAUUUACUUUUCACCCCUUCAAACCCGCAAACAGCGGGGAACUCUAAAGAAUAUUAAUAUUAAAUCGGAACCCUUGACCCCCACACGGGUUGUGCCCAAAAAGAUCAAAAAUGAGGUUCAGGAUGAGCUGCAAUCCAAAAUUUUAAUGGGCUCAGUCAUGGUAGUUAAGUGCAAGGUGGUGCCAGAUGCCCUGAAUUCCUCCAUAAGGAUUGAUCGGAUCAAGAAGGAAUUGGAAACAGAAUUCAAACAGGAGCCCAAACAAGAGAUUUUGCAAAAUAUUAAAAAAGAAAUUAAGCCUCAAAAGGAACCACUUUUGUUUCUGGGUGUGGAGGCCCCUCAUCCCUUGUGGCAAAGUCACCUGGAAAACAUUCGCACAAUGAGAAACCGUCAGCCAGCGCCUGUGGACACAAUGGGCUGUCAUCGCUGUGCGGAUCCCACGGCAGAUCCAAAGACUCAACGCUUCCAGAACUUGGUGGCUUUAAUGCUGUCCAGUCAGACCAAAGAUCAAACCACUUUCGAGGCCAUGAACCGCCUCAAGGAACGCACUCUCACUACCAUUACUAUUAAGGAAAUGCCAGUAACAGAACUGGAGAAUCUACUGCAUCCCGUAUCCUUUUACAAGAACAAAGCCAAGUACCUCAAGCAGACAGUGGAGAUCCUCAUAGAUAAAUACGAUUCCGACAUACCGGACAAUCCCAAGGACCUCAUAGCUCUUCCAGGAGUUGGCCCUAAGAUGGCCCACAUCUGCAUGGCGGUUGCCUGGAAUAAAGUCACGGGCAUCGGAGUGGAUGUCCAUGUCCACCGCCUUUCGAACCGUUUGGGCUGGGUCCUACAGCCUACCAAGGAGCCGGAACAAACCAGGAUCGGGCUGGAAAAGUGGCUGCCCCACAGCCUCUGGUCGGAGGUGAAUCAUUUAUUUGUGGGAUUUGGUCAAACCAUUUGCACUCCACUGAAGCCCAACUGCGGCGAAUGCUUAAACAAGGAUAUUUGUCCAUCGGCCUUCAAGGAAACUAAAGCCAAGAAAAGUAAAGAGUGAUGGAAGAAAAAAACAUUAAAGUAAAAUAAUUUGCAUUCAAAAAUAGAA